Penicillium egyptiacum is the source of this 582-nucleotide messenger RNA. Lineage: Eukaryota; Fungi; Ascomycota; Eurotiomycetes; Eurotiales; Aspergillaceae. The record is from the annotation of a GenBank genome assembly.
AUGCAUACCCGGGAAGAUACAUUCAAAGAACAGGCUGCACGUCUGUUGAAGGAGGUACCCCUAAUUGAUCAAUUAGAUGGCCAUAAUGACUUUCCGUACAUUAUCAGAGGCUGGCUUCAAAAUCAGAUCAAUGGGAAAGAAUCUACCAUUCAUGAUAUGCCCAUUGGACAAACGGAUAUCUUGCGCCUUCAAGCCGGGUCAGUCGGGGCCCAGUUCUGGAGUGCAUUUGUUCCCUGUCCAACACCCGAGGAGCAAGAACAAGGUUGCGUAGUUCAAUUGCACAAAACUCUUCAGCAAAUUGAUCUCAUUCACCAGCUCAUCGAGAUGCAUCCUGAUACCCUAGUAUUAGCGGACUCAGCAGCCAGCAUCUUAGAUGGGUUUCGCUCGGGACGCAUUGCUAGUCUAAUCGGGGUGGAAGGUUUGCAUCAAAUCGGCAAUAGUAUGAGCGUGCUUCGGAUGUUUCACCGGCUUGGAGUCCGAUAUGUGACACUCACGCACAACUGCCACAACGUAUUUGCCGAUGCAGCGGUCAGUGUUUUGAGCAUUAUGACAUCAUUUGAGAAUUGGGCUAAUACCGUAUAG